This is a messenger RNA of Oryza sativa Japonica Group (Japanese rice), 763 nucleotides long. Its product is annotated as egg cell-secreted protein 1.3. Gene Ontology annotation, biological process: double fertilization forming a zygote and endosperm. Lineage: Eukaryota; Viridiplantae; Streptophyta; Magnoliopsida; Poales; Poaceae. The record is from RefSeq and is a predicted model, not a curated record.
UCCCUUUGCCUCCACCGUUCUGCAUGCGCGCCGUCAGCUAAUGAUUCGAUUAAUUACGUCCCCCGCGAGCUUACGUUACCACUAAGUACGUACUUAACAUAUUAUCCUAUAUAAGUGUGAGCAAUUAGCAGGAGUUAAUCGUGUCCACUUAACAUACAUCGCACAGCAUUCAGCAAUGGCGUCCUUGCUGAGCGUCGCCGUCGUCCUCGUCGUGGUCAGCGCUCAGGCCCUCGCCGCCGUUGCCGUUGCCGACGCCGCGCGCGUCAACGCCGGCGCCGCGGCCUUCUCGCCUGCAGUACCCCUCGGCGGCCGGCUUGACGGCGGCGGCGGAGGGCUGGUGGAGUGCUGGAGCGCGGUGGCGGAGCUCCGGUCGUGCACGGACGAGAUCGUGCUCUUCUUCCUCAACGGCGAGACGACGCAGCUCGGCGCCGGGUGCUGCCGCGCCGUGCGCGCCGCGACGCGCGACUGCUGGCCGGCCAUGCUCGCCGCCGUCGGGUUCACCGCCGAGGAGGCCGACGUCCUCCGCGGCCUCUGCGACGCCGAGGCCGCCGCCGCCGCCGCCGACUCCACGUCGCCGGCGCCAUCGGCCGCGUAGUGGACGGUGGCGCGCGCGCACGAACACGUCUGUGAAAUCUGAAAUCUGAACGCGUUGCGGGCGUUCAUGUGAAUUACUCGUUUCUUCUACGUGAAUAAGAUCUGAACUCUGAAGCGUGACUUCAGUAUAUCCGUUCUGUUCAUCCAUUAACUGCAUUCGAUUUCAGGG